AUGGAGGAAGAUUCAACUGUUGGAAUCGUACACUCGCCACAGGGCGGCCCACGAUGGCGAAGUGCGCGUGGAAAGAGAGCGGUCGGACAUACGGGAGAGGCUAGUUGGUCUAGUAGCGUGAUUAAUCUGGUCAAUACGAUUAUCGGCGCUGGCGUCCUUGCAAUGCCACUCGCCAUCUCGCACAUGGGCAUGGUCUUAGGUGUGUUUGUGAUAUUGUGGUCUGGAGUGACCGCGGGGUUCGGUCUUUACCUGCAGUCGAGGUGCGCCCAAUAUCUCGAUCAAGGGAGCGCAUCAUUCUUCGCGCUGUCACAAUUGACCUACCCAAAUGCUGCGGUGGUCUUCGAUGCGGCGAUUGCGAUCAAAUGUUUUGGAGUCGGCGUUAGCUAUCUCAUCAUCAUCGGCGAUCUUAUGCCGGGCGUGGUACAAGGCUUCGUUGGAGCCGAGCCGGUCUAUGACUUUUUGGUUGAUCGCCAUUUCUGGGUGACGGCAUUCAUGUUGAUAGUUAUUCCUCUCUCAUAUCUGCGUCGUCUCGACUCGCUCAAGUAUACCAGCAUUGCCGCACUGGUCUCCAUGGCGUAUUUGGUCGUCUUAGUGGUCUAUCACUUUGUCAAGGGUGAUACUAUUCCUGAAGGGGGACCAAUCCGUGUCAUUCACUGGGCUGGCGCUGUCCCGGCCCUGAGCAGCCUCCCAGUGAUUGUCUUUGCUUUUACUUGUCAUCAGAAUAUGUUCUCCAUCUUGAACGAGAUCAAAAACAACAGCCACUUCCGAACUACAGGUGUUGUGUUUGCUAGCAUUGGUAGCGCUGCCGCAACUUACAUUCUCGUUGCAAUCACCGGUUAUCUUUCCUUCGGUAACAAAGUGGGAGGCAAUAUUGUCGGCAUGUAUCCUCCUGGCGUCGCAGCCACCAUUGGUCGUGCUGCCAUUGUCAUGCUCGUCGUCUUCUCUUACCCAUUACAAUGUCACCCAUGCAGGGCAUCAGUGGAUGCUGUUCUGAAAUGGCGCCCAAUCUCACAGCCCUCCGGGACCGAGGCAUCUCCACACCGUCAUCCUCUUCUUGGUCCGCGUGGCAAUCGUAUUCCAGAGCCCAUGAGUGACAUUCGGUUCUCGAUCAUUACCACUACCAUCCUUAUUCUGAGCUACAUUGUUGCCAUGACGGUGUCGUCUCUUGAAGCAGUACUUGCUUAUGUCGGAAGCACUGGCAGUACCAGCAUCAGUUUCAUCCUACCCGGCCUCUUCUACUACAAGAUAUCCUCGCCUGAUUCUCCCGCUCACCGAGGCUUCAUGAAGGAGGACGAUGAGGUCGUUGAUGAGCUGUCCGACGACGAUGAUGCUGCAGAUGCCGAGGCCGAAGGAUCACUGGCGCGCUCAUUGACUGAGAGUGGCUUGCUGCUCCGAAACACACGUCACUGGCGCAAAGCACUUCUCCGGCGUCUUAGCCUCGCUUUGGCCGUGUACGGUCUGGUGGUCAUGGUCGUCUGUCUGAUCACAAACACUUUCUUUAUUGCCUCACACUGA
Messenger RNA from Penicillium diatomitis, 1515 nucleotides. RefSeq lists its product as uncharacterized. Gene Ontology annotation, molecular function: L-histidine transmembrane transporter activity; L-serine transmembrane transporter activity; L-tyrosine transmembrane transporter activity. The record is from RefSeq and is a predicted model, not a curated record. Lineage: Eukaryota; Fungi; Ascomycota; Eurotiomycetes; Eurotiales; Aspergillaceae. The transcript is spliced from 5 exons. Gene Ontology annotation, cellular component: fungal-type vacuole membrane. Gene Ontology annotation, biological process: amino acid transmembrane transport. Bases 1 to 1515 code for a protein of 504 amino acids.